AUGUCAAAAAUUUUUAGAUAACAAAUAAUCUAGGUUGGCUAGAUGAUAAAUGAGAACGUAACUUUAGAGAGAGUUUAAGAAUACAACAAAGAUGUUUAAUUUAGAAACAUGUCAAGAAGUAUAGCCUCAGGUAAUGUAUCAAGUUUUAUUGAAGCUGCGCAUAAUCUAGAGAGUGAAUUUCCAGAAUUUGAUUACAAAACUGAAUAUUAAAAAAAAGAUCCAGAGCUAAAUACUAUGCUACAUAAUGCCUGUAUAAAUUACAAAUACUUCAUGAUUAAACACCUUCUUUAGAAUGGGUUUUUAAGUUAAAUCAAUUCAAAAAAUAAUUAAGGUCGUACACCUUUAAUGAACUUAGUAAUAAAUAUCUGCACUAACAGUAGAUUCAACUAAGGAGCAUUUGAUCUACUUCUUAGAAGUGGUGCAGAUAUUUUAGUUAAGGACAACUUAGGUAGAACUAUUAUGGAUUAUCUAUAGUUACUUGGAGAUAAAUUUAAUGGAGCUGACUACAUCAAAUAAAAAUAUGCCGAAAUGAAAACCAGAGAAAGCAGAUUAAAUUUACUCUAUUGUAUUAACCAAUCUACUCAAAACAACGAAUAUAUAAAGAAGCUCAAUUUUUACGAAAAGCUUUCCAUCAUGAAAUACAUGUGA
Messenger RNA from Tetrahymena thermophila SB210, 648 nucleotides. RefSeq names its product ankyrin repeat protein. The record is from RefSeq and is a predicted model, not a curated record. The transcript is spliced from 5 exons. Gene Ontology annotation, molecular function: protein binding. Lineage: Eukaryota; Ciliophora; Oligohymenophorea; Hymenostomatida; Tetrahymenidae.